CAAAGUUUGCAAAGCGCAGAAACUCCUCACUUUGCAGCCAGGCAGCCCUCCCUCUCUGCGGUCCAUUACCGGAGCCUCUGGAGGUGAUAGCAGCCGUUGGCACAAAAAGGCACCGUUACGCACGGAAAGAACGCAAUCCAGGACGCGGGAUCUUCCGUCUGCAGUGUAAAAAUGAAGCUUCAGUUAUUUGCCAUAGAUCUGAUAUUUCUGUGCAUAUCAUGCGGAGCAAGUGCAUUGGCAACGACUUUUCCUGGUGUGUCCACGUUCUCUCCAGACGCCAAUUUUACCAGUUUUGGUGCCGACCGUGGAACUGACACCACGACUCUUUCUAAAAGCAGGAGGAAGCGUUAUAUCAGUCAGAAUGACAUGCUUGCCAUUCUUGAUUACCACAACAAAGUGAGAGGGAAGGUGUUUCCCCCUGCGUCCAAUAUGGAAUACAUGGUGUGGGACGAGACUCUGGCUAAGACGGCGGAGGACUGGGCCCACGCCUGCCUGUGGGAGCACGGGCCGCCUCACCUCCUCAGGUUCUUGGGUCAAAACCUCUCCGUCAGGACAGGACGCUAUCGAUCCAUUCUCCAGCUGGUGAAGCCGUGGUACGAUGAGGUGAAAGAUUACUCGUUUCCAUAUCCCCGUGACUGCAACCCCCGCUGCCCUCUCAGAUGCUAUGGACCCAUGUGUACCCAUUACACACAGAUGGUGUGGGCAACCUCCAAUAAAGUUGGCUGUGCCGUUCAUACAUGCAACAAUAUGAACGUAUGGGGCUCAGUAUGGAAGCGGGCGACAUAUUUAGUCUGCAACUAUUCACCCAAGGGUAACUGGAUUGGAGAGGCCCCCUACAAAGUGGGCGUGCCCUGCUCCGCCUGCCCCCCCAGCUACGGGGGCUCCUGCAGCAACAACAUGUGCUUCCCUGCUCUCAAGACAAACUACCUGCACUGGUUCAAAUAAGCACAGGUCUCCUUUUUGAAACAAGCUGACAACCGACAGUACCACAAAGACAUUGUUUCAAUCCCGUAAGGAUUUGCACAACAGUCGUGGACCACACUAUUUUGUAUAUAUGGGCUUAUUUAAAGACACAAACAUACAUUUCGAAGGCAGCAGACAAUUUAGCGUUGGUGACUUGUAAAUAAAGUGUAAAUUAAUUUGUUGCGAUUUGAUGAAAUAUAAUUUAUAUGUAGAAUGGGUCCUUAAACACAGUAUACUCUGAAUGUGGUGCUGCGUACACUUUUGUUGUUUGACAAUGUGGUAAUUAAGGACAUGACACCAUCAUAGCUGCUCAUACCUGCUCACUCUGGUGCUACGGGCAUCACACCUUCAUGAUGUGUGCCCUGCCUUCACAGGAAUGCUGUGACACACACAUCAAAGCCUUUGACCUCAGAGGGAAAACCUACUCUGAUGGUGUCGACUGCAGUAGGUUUACAAACUUCAACGCAUUCUCUAUUUCGAGAUUGGAACCAAUUGGCAAAAGUUCUUUCAUUGACAGAAGUGCACUUACACUGUAACCCAAACGGAACAGAAACAUACGUCACCUCAUUUAGAAAUAUUUCGUUUUUUCAUUUACACAGUGAAUUUUGCAGCUUUAAUCUGCACUGAUUCAGUUAAGUUUCAUUACAUUUAAUCUCUUUCACGUUAUAGAUAGAGAGCACAUACAGUAAAUCUGACCCACAUAUCUUGUCUCUGAUCAUAUUUGUUAUAGACUAUAUUGGUAUACUGUAUUUGUAUGAAUGUCUUAUAGUGGACAAAUGCAGUGUUUGUAUAUUGUAAUGAUCUUUUCACUGAUGUUGUAGCAAUGGUAGUUAGGCACUCAAGUGCACCUUAAUUGUUUGCAGAUUUCCAAAGUACUGGGAAAUUAUCAUUUGUUUUGUACAUGUAGAUAAUCAUUACACCUUGACUAUCCUUAAACUUCAAGUACUCUGUAAGUUAUUCAUUUUUAUAUGGGAAAAAAUAUUUAAUUGAUAUUAAUUUUGUGUGUUGUUUUGUAAAAGGAUUGUACAUAUAUGUAUACAAUUUACUGAAUACGGUUCAUUCUCAUGUCAACUAUUAUAAUGGUGGAGGAAGUUCCCCAUGGUGUGAAUGAGCUGAGGUAGAUCUAUAUGAACGAAGCACUAGCGUAAUAUCCACAGGUUAUUUCAUCGACCAUUUUGAACUCACUACCUGUAGUGUGAUGAAAACAUGUUCAAGAAGACACAAAAAUGUUGAUUUAAAGGAAACUUGCUUUGAUGCAUUACAAAACAGGAAAUAACCAUUUUCCGCACUGACUGUAUUUAAAUCAUCAUCAACAACAAGCUAUUUAUG
Messenger RNA from Paralichthys olivaceus (Japanese flounder), 2292 nucleotides. It is a transcript of the gene pi15a, whose product is annotated as peptidase inhibitor 15a. Gene Ontology annotation, cellular component: extracellular region. The record is from RefSeq and is a predicted model, not a curated record. NCBI's taxonomy places the organism in Eukaryota, Metazoa, Chordata, Actinopteri, Pleuronectiformes, Paralichthyidae.